AUGGCAGGAAUGAGCGCAGCCCGCGGCAACGGCAGCCAACCGCAACGGACCGCCCCCAGCGUUUACGGCGAGGACGGCGUGACCAUCAUUGGCAUGAUCGGCGUGGUACGCGAAUCCGCGGCCAACCAGGGAGCCACGUUGAGCCUGUUCGGGGGCGGGAUCAACCCGGGCGCCGAAGUGCCGUCGGGGGUGGAUCCGGACUACAUCCUCGACUUUGCCCGCACGCACGAGGCGGCCGGUUUCGACAUGGUGCUGACCGGAUAUUCUUCGUCGACGCCGGACGGGUUCGAGGUGGCGGGUUAUGCGGCGGCGCACACCGAGCGGCUGGGUUACCUGAUCGCGCACCGGCCCGGCUUCGUCGCGCCCACGCUAGCGGCGCGGAAGGCGGCCACGCUGGACCAACUGACCAACGGACGCAUUGCGUUGCACAUCAUCACCGGGGGCAACGACAUCGAGCAGCGGCAGGACGGCGACUGGCUCGACCACGAUUCGCGGUACCGGCGCACGGACGAUUACCUGGACGUGAUGCGGCGCAUCUGGACGGAGACGGAGCCCUUCGACCACGCAGGGGAGUUCUACCAACUACAGGCGGCGUACAGCCAGGCCCGGUGCCGGCAGAGUCCGCACGUACCGCUGUUUUUCGGCGGAGCGUCGGAGGCGGCGCUGGAUACCGCCAGCAGGCGCGCGGACCUGUUCGCGCUAUGGGGAGAGCCCAGGGCGUCCAUCGCCGAACGCAUCGCGGAUGUGCGCCGACGGGUGGCGGCGACGGGUCGGGACCCGGCAGAAAUGCGGUUCAGCCUAUCGGCACGGCCCAUCAUCGCCGCAAACGGAGGAAAAGGCCUGGCAACGGGCGGAGGAGAUCCUGGCGCGGAUCCAGCAGGCGACGGCGGGACGAAUCACCCCGGGCGUGCCGACGCGGCCGCAGUCGGAAGGGCGUGGCGUCUGCUGCGGUUCGCGGCGGAAGGCAACGUGCACGACGAGCGGCUGUGGAUGCCCAUCGCGGCGGCGAGCGGCGCGUCGGGGAGCACCACCUGCCUGGUGGGCACGCCGCAGCAGGUGGCGGACGCGCUGCUGGCGUACUAUGACCUGGGGUGCAGCGCGUUCAUCAUACGCGGGUUUGACCCGCUGGCGGACGCCGCCGAUUACGGCAAAGAGCUGAUACCACUGGUGAGGGAAGGAGUCGCGCAGCGCCGGCGAGUCGGGGUGUGA
This is a messenger RNA of Geodia barretti, 1209 nucleotides long. The record is from the annotation of a GenBank genome assembly. NCBI's taxonomy places the organism in Eukaryota, Metazoa, Porifera, Demospongiae, Tetractinellida, Geodiidae.